AUGACAUUUAUAAACAGCUGCUCCCAUUUCAAGCAUCGCGGCUGCAACUAUACCUAUAUCAAAAAUCCUAGAUUAAAAGUGUUUAUAUUCCACAAUAACGAUGGUGAAACUCUUCAGUUUCCUCUUAAAAACUCCUAAAAAGGCAAUUCGGUCUCACCUUCGCGGUACCUUCAUUGAUAGUCUACGUCUCACUGUCCAUGGUGGACAUGGAGGUCAUGGAGUACCCAAAUACGGAGGCAUUGGAGGACAAGGUGGUUGUGUUUAUUUCAUUGCCAAAGAAGGUGUAACACUCAAAGGCCUUUCGAGAAAUUUACGAGAAAAAAAGAUCAAAGCCAGUUCCGGAGAGGACAGCAGUAAGAUACGAAUCCUAGGAAGACGAGGCAUGGACGAAAAAAUCGAAGUUCCAGUUGGAGUGCAAGUUAUCGAUGACAAAGGAAAAGUUCUUGCUGAUUUAAAUGAAGAAGGAUCCACUUGCAUUGCAGCCGGCGGAGGUAUUGGAGGAUGUACAGGGACGGGGUUCAUUGGCAAGCCUGGUCAAAGUAGAGUUGUAAAUUUAGAUUUAAAGUUAAUUGCUGAUGUGGGCUUGGUUGGAUUCCCAAAUGCCGGGAAAAGUACAUUGUUGAAAGCAAUUUCCAAUGCAAAACCCAAAAUUGCUUCUUAUCCUUUCACAACUAUUCGUCCACAAUUAGGUAUUGUGGAGUAUCCAGAUUUACGUUCAAUCUCCAUUGCAGAUUUGCCUGGGUUGAUUGAAGGUGCUCAUGCUAACUUUGGCAUGGGUCAUAAAUUUCUCAAGCACAUCGAACGUACUCGUUUGCUUCUCAUGAUUGUAGAUAUAUUCGGCUUUCAGCUAAGUACUUCACACAAAAAACGCAAUUUCUUAGAAAAUAUCUAUGCGCUCAAUAAAGAACUAGAACUGUAUGAUGAAACACUUCUUCAAAAACCUUGCGUGUUGCUUGUAAACAAAAUGGAUAUGGAUGGUGCGACUAAAGCCCUCGAAGAUUACCAUCCAACUAUUGUUAAUCUAGAAAAAGGUCUAAAGGAAUGUCCUGAAGAAAUUCGUCCAACCAAACUGAUCAAUUUUGAACGAGUCAUUCCGAUUUCAGCAAUUAAUUCAGCUCGCAUUAAUCAAGUUAAAGUGAAUUUGCGUGAGGUUUUGGAUGAGCUAGCUGAGCGGGAGUUACCUGUGGACGAAGUGCGAGAAGAUUUACAGAGAAAACUUGGCGAACGAGGUCCUCGUGUGACAUAAAGAACAAAUUCUAGGAAUAAUUUUUGUCGUUAAUAAUUAUAAAUUGGUUUUUAAUAAAAAUAAAACAAAGUUAGUUUUUCAUAGAAAUAGAAAACAAAUGAUUCUUGUAUAUAUUUAGUUGAGUAUAUAAAAUGAU
Messenger RNA from Episyrphus balteatus (marmalade hoverfly), 1382 nucleotides. Its product is annotated as GTP-binding protein 10 homolog. The transcript is spliced from 3 exons. Bases 101 to 1246 code for a protein of 381 amino acids. Gene Ontology annotation, molecular function: GTP binding; magnesium ion binding; GTPase activity. Gene Ontology annotation, cellular component: mitochondrion. The record is from RefSeq and is a predicted model, not a curated record. Lineage: Eukaryota; Metazoa; Arthropoda; Insecta; Diptera; Syrphidae.